Salpingoeca rosetta is the source of this 3639-nucleotide messenger RNA. RefSeq lists its product as uncharacterized. The coding region runs from base 67 to 3171 and encodes 1034 amino acids. NCBI's taxonomy places the organism in Eukaryota, Choanoflagellata, Craspedida, Salpingoecidae. The record is from RefSeq and is a predicted model, not a curated record. Gene Ontology annotation, molecular function: chromatin binding; protein binding. The transcript is spliced from 5 exons. Gene Ontology annotation, biological process: mitotic chromosome condensation. Gene Ontology annotation, cellular component: chromatin; condensin complex; condensed chromosome.
GAUUGCCCACAACGCUUCCAAGCAAGAAGCUACCAGCCACUGCGCACACCAACCAACCAACCAGCCAUGUUGGCGCGUGCUGCCUUUGCUGGUGGUGACGAUUCUGAUGAUGAUGGUGAGGAUGUGCGGUCGCAGGGUGAGCUGGAGUGCGUCUCAUGCGGCCAUGUGAGCUCGGGGCAAGAUGGAAGCGAGUUGGUUAUGUAUAAGCUAACAGGCGACAAGCUGUGCUCUGCUUGCUGGUGCUUCACCUGUGAACGCCCUCUGCGACGCUUUGGGCUCUCCCUGCCUCAACAAGCCAAGGACUCAUGGGCGUCGACAGGCAAGACGCGCAUCGCCAUUUGCACCUGCACCAAGACGACACCGCGACAAGCAACCCCUGGGCCAAACGACCCUGCCACCCCUUCAAAGCAAUCUGUGGCAACAAGGGCUACACCGCCGCCGCCGCCGCCUCCAUCAGAGCCACGAUCUCCAUCUCCUUCAUCACAGCCUUGGCACCCGUCGCAUGAUGAGGUGCUGGAGGAAAUCCGUGAUUUGAAGUCGCUGUACAAGCAAGGGCUCGCAACGCCUUCUGCGCAGCCCGCACAGGAGCAGAGCGUACAGACAUCGCCCGCGCACCAGCUUCAGCAGAUGAUGCUGCUGCACCAGGAGCACCAGCAGCGGCAGCAAGACGCAGCGAGGCAGCAGCAACUACACGACAAGCAGCAGGCGCGGUUGGAGGAGAGCGCAUCUGCGCUGCGCAAGGAGGUGGCGGCCCUGGAACUGCAAAAGGCGGCGGUGGUGACGGAUAUGGAGCGGCAGCGGUUUGAACUGCAGGUGGAACAGAAGCGACUCGAGCUCGAGGUGCAGCAGCUUAAGGCCCAGCAGGACAUGCGCGCGGCCCAGGCGGAGGCCGCGGCACAGAUGCGGCACAACGAGGUGGCGGCGGAGGUGGAGGCGACACAGCGGCAGCUGCGCUCGUACCAGCACGAGGUGGAGAUGGUGGAGAAGCGAUUGGAUGCGAGCAGGGCGCAGGCGGCGACGCUGGAGAAGGAGCAUGCGGCACAGAUGGCCAAGCUGAACGAUGACAUGAGCAGCGCACGCGCCGCGGCCGACCGCGAGAAGGAGGAGAUUCGCCAGUGCCUGCAGGCAACGCUUGCAGAGGCGGAGGCGGCCAAGACACAGGCACAGGCGGACGUGGCGUUGCUGCAGCAGCAGAUUGACGACCUUCAAACAGCGCUGGAGAUGCUGCAGGGGCAGGUGACACAGGAGCAGGAAGCAGCCGAAGCAGCCACACGUGCUCGAAGGACAGCGGAGGAGGACUGCGCGCGUGUGCAGGCGGAGCUGUCGAACCUCCAAGCCGAACUCGAGGGCAUCAGGGGCGAAGUUGAGUUGGCCCAGGCAGCCGCGCUGCGGCGAGAGGAGGAAGAGGCGGCAACACAGGCGGCGAUAACAGCACGCAGGGCGACGGAGGAGGAGGUGGCGAAGAUGAAGGAGGAAGCAGAGCGCCUGCUGAAGGAAGCGGAACAGCGCAAGGCGGAGGAAGAGGCGCUGUUGGCGGAGGUGCGGGCGAAGCAGGAGGCCGAGGAGCGUCGGUUGGCGCAGCAGGCCGAGCAGAAGCAGGAGAGGCAGUUUGAGCGAAACAAGAAGAACCCACGCGUCAGACAGGCCAACAAGACGAUCGUGCUGCGCCGGCUGAGCAAGCGCGGUACGCAGCACUUUGGCUUCAGUGUCGUGGGCGGAUAUGACGUGGACGGGCUGCAGCCGCACGUGGCCACCAUUGACGAGUUUGGGCCUGCUGCGGAAUCAGAUCUCCACGUCGGCGACUUUAUCGUCUCCAUUAACGGACAGCGGUAUGUCAAGUCGUCGCUGAAGAAGAUUGAGCACGCGAUUGCCGUUGCCGGACGGAGCGGCCGCCUGUCCCUCUCCGUGCACCGUGACUACUCGGGAAAGUUUGUGACCCACUCUGCCAUUGCGCUCGGGGUGAGUCUCAACGCAGAGGGAGAGGAGCCCUCGAAACGGCCCCGAUCGCCACGCAAGCUGUCGUCCACACCGCGGCGCCAGAACAACAAGGUGGCAAACGUGGCAAUGGCGGUGGCGCGCACCAAGGCGGCCGUGAACCGCGUCAAGAAGACCAAAUCGUCAUCGUCAUCAUCGUCCCCCUCGAGCCCAUCAUCGUCAUCAGCAGCAGCAACAUCGACAAUGUCAGCAGGGAGUGCCGGCCUGAGGAGCAAGAGCGCUUCGGCCACGCCAACGGGCGCCAGCAGGGGCAAGAGCAGGGUUGGCAAGACAAGCAAACCAGUAACGGGGCAGACACGGCGUGGCGAUGGUGUCGCAGGUGGUGAUGGUGCAACCACGACAAGCGCGAGCACACCCUCUUCAACGCAGUCGACGCCUGCCAAGGUCGGGUUUGGGGUGCGGACACCAAGUACCACCUCUUCCUCGCCUGUCACACCAACCACGUCCACCCCAUCCACCCCUGGUGGGAACAGGUCCGGCGUGGUGACGAUUGGCAGCACUUCGCGCCGGCCCAUCUCUGGUGGUGGCGGCGCACGUGUGCGGCAACCGAAGAGUCCCCACGCGUCGUCACCGCUUGCACGGCGCCAGGGACCGCCGCAAUCCAUGCCUGCGUCCCCGCUCUCAUCCCCAGCAAAGGGAUCCACAACCGGCGGCACCAAGCCGCAGCAGCCGCAGCAGCGGGUGUCGCUGCGUGAUUUGUCGCGCCGUGCCAGUGCGAAGAAGGCGUCGGUGCCGCGCGCGACGGAGGCCGCAGAGAUGCCCGUGGUCGUCGUCACAGAUGAGGCGGCGGCGCCCGCACCACACACCGACACGAGCACGAACACCGACAGCAGCACAGCAGUUGAAGGCGAGCGUGGCGCUGUUGACGAUGACGAUGGUGGUGACGGUGGUGAUGGUGGUGAUGGUCGUGCGGUGAGAGCGACAACAGCAGCCGCGGGUGAUGAGGUGUCGGAGGCAGAUGAGGCCACCGAGGAGCAGCAGGAAGGUGGGGCUGUUGAGGGAGAUGAUGAUGAUGAGGGAAGCGCACCAAGCCGUGCCGCGGGGAAGAACCCGUCGGAGGCAACAGGUGGUGAUGGCGACAAUGGGGAGAGCAGCGUCAGCGAAUCAACACCAGCAACGACUGAAGUUGAACGCGAGGGCACUGUGCUUGAAGAGGCGCAGGGAGAGGAGCAGUAGGUGCUCACGAUGGGAUUACGAGAACAGGUGCGAGACGGCUGUUCUGCUGUUGGUCUAGAGAGAGAGAAAGAGAGAGAGACAGAGAGAGACAGAGAGAGAGAGAUUGUUGGCAUGACAAUCUUCUGUAUACUACACCACCACCAACAACAACAACAGCACUGUGCGAUUAUUUCGCUGCAUGGAUGCAUGUCCUUCACCACACGACUCGUCGUUUACCUUCUUUUUUUUUCGUUGCAGCUGCUGCUGGAGUCCAGCACGUGCUCGCAUGGCUGCGUACUGCGUAUCAUUAUUUCUGAUUUGCUUCUUCUUCUGGUUGUUGCUGUGGGUGUGGUGCGAGGGAGUGAGUGAGAGAAGUGGAAGCGGAGAGACUGUUGUCCAUCUCCUUUCGCGCUUGCCGCUUUUGUUUGCUGCUUUGCACUGAGCACCCAUUCAAACCGACUCCAACGACAGUCAGUGAGUCGUGGCAGG